GAGAGACGCGCCAGCGCACAGAGGCACGGAGACGGAGGGCGUCAAGGAAAAACAUAAAAACUAACACAAACACACAGACACACAAAAAGAAAAAAAAAAACGCAAUAUACUAGUGAGAUUAAUUGUUGCCGGUGUCGCUUUUCUACUUGGACAUAAAAUGAAAGGCUUAACUGGCUCUAUGUUGGAUUUGGAAUCUUACAUGCUGCGACUUUGACACAAAAGUUGCGCAUGCAAAGUCUGCAUUUAAGGCAGCCCGGGUCGAACGUGAGUUGGACAUCCAGGAACCAGUCAGGGUGUAAACUAAAUUUACCCGCUGCUCUCACUCGGACGCAUAUCAUUUAAGCACCACUACAGCCAUGGAUGAGGAACAGUGUUACUACAAUGAGACCAUCACCUUCUUCUACAACCGCAGUGGCAAAUACCUUGCAACUGAUUGGGAUACCAUCAGCAGGCUGGUGAUGGGCCUAGGCAUCACUGUAUGCAUCUUUAUUAUGCUUGCCAACCUGCUGGUGAUGAUUGCCAUCUACGUUAACAGGAGAUUCCACUUUCCCAUCUACUACCUGAUGGCCAACCUGGCAGCUGCUGACUUCUUUGCUGGAUUGGCCUAUUUUUACUUGAUGUUCAACACAGGACCCAACACGAGGCGUCUGACUGUUUCAACAUGGCUGCUGCGUCAAGGCUUAAUCGACACCAGCCUGACAGCGUCUGUGGCCAACCUGCUGGCCAUUGCCAUAGAGCGUCACAUCACUGUGUUUCGCAUGCAGCUCCAUACACGUAUGAGCAACCGACGUGUGGUGGUGGUAAUCGUCAUAAUCUGGACCAUGUCCAUAGUCAUGGGGGCUAUCCCUAGUGUGGGAUGGAACUGUAUCUGCAGCCUUAAGUCUUGCUCCAACAUGGCACCCCUAUACAGCAACUCCUACCUAGUCUUCUGGGCAGUGUUUAACCUGGUGACUUUUGUUGUCAUGGUAACACUGUAUGCCCAUAUCUUUGUCUAUGUGCGACAGAGAACAAUGAGGAUGUCGCGGCACAGCUCAGGACCGCGGCGAAACCGAGAUACAAUGAUGUCUCUGCUGAAAACCGUGGCGAUUGUGUUGGGUGCCUUCAUUGUCUGCUGGACUCCUGGCUUAGUCAUCCUGCUUCUUGAUGUCUUCUGUGCCAACUGCAAUGUCCUCACCUAUGAAAAGUUCUUCCUGCUUCUCGCCGAGUUCAACUCCGCCAUGAAUCCCAUCAUCUACUCCUACCGUGACAAGGAGAUGAGUGCCACCUUCAGGCAGAUCCUGUGUUGCCAGCGGCAGGAGAACGUUAAUGGGACGGUGGCAGAGGGAUCUGACCGCUCUGCUUCCUCCAUCAAUCACACAGUGCUCGGUGGCAGCGGCAUGCAUCACCACCAUCACCACAAUGAACACUCGGUGGUAUAGAAUAAAAGAAAGCUGGAGUUUUUGGGUUACUGACUGAAAGAAGAGAAAGAAAGGUUUGUGAAGUUCAAGAGGGACUGGGAACAUGGUAAGGACUACAGACUGUGGAGUAUUUUUGAGAUGAAGGCAAGUGAAUGAAGGUUAUGAUGAACAGGAUGGAGAUCACAAUGAAGAAGAAGAUGGCAACUAUGAUGAAAGAAUUUAAAGACUUAAUUUUCUGGGAAAAAGAAGAGGAGUCGGAUCUAUGAAGACUCUGAUAGGCUGUUAGUAUUUUUGUUUAGUUAAUUGGUUUCUACUUGUGUUAUUUCUAUUUGUGUUUUUACAGGCAAAUAUGAACUAUUUAAAAUUAAUCUGUGAAAUGAAGAUGCCAGUAUAACCCAUCCUCUUUGUCCUUUCAGUACAUUUAAAUUUGAAACUAUCAUUUGCCUUUUUCCCCAUCAUCAAGACAAAUACCAUAUGUACAUGCCACUUCAUAGUUUUAAUGACUUUCUUGUAUAAUUUUGAAAUCUGUAAAAUACCAAACCAAAAUUUGCAAUUUGUUCUAAUAAUGUGUUUUUUUUUUUACCAGCUUUAACCUUUAAAUUUUUAAGACAAGUUUUGAAGUCAGAUUUUGAAACAUUCCUUUAAAAUCAUAACAUCCAAAAUGACAAUUAAUUUAUUUUCUCCCACCAGUGCCGCUAAAUAUACAGUUAUUGACAUGAUUAGUGACUUGCCUACAAAAUAAUUGUAUUAAUUGUUUUGAAACUAGCCAUUUCCCUCUUCUUUUUUCUUUCUAUUUUUGCCAUAUUGUAUUGACCUUGUAGCUUAAAGGUCCAUUUUAUAAACUUUUUCAACAAUUUCAUAUGGGUGUCAGAGUUCAAACAACGUUUUCUAAAUGUUUUACCCCAAAUUCAGCCUUGGUCCUUAA
Messenger RNA from Melanotaenia boesemani (Boeseman's rainbowfish), 2322 nucleotides. RefSeq names its product lysophosphatidic acid receptor 1 (gene lpar1). Gene Ontology annotation, biological process: phospholipase C-activating G protein-coupled receptor signaling pathway; neurogenesis. Gene Ontology annotation, molecular function: lysophosphatidic acid receptor activity. Gene Ontology annotation, cellular component: membrane. Bases 357 to 1418 code for a protein of 353 amino acids. Lineage: Eukaryota; Metazoa; Chordata; Actinopteri; Atheriniformes; Melanotaeniidae. The record is from RefSeq and is a predicted model, not a curated record. The transcript is spliced from 3 exons.